UAUUUCUUAUUGUGACAGGUCCCCUUUAAAUAACAUUGUGAGCUGUUUGUAAGCAAAUGUAAUGAUCAGUGACAUAUUAUGUAAGUUUAACCAAAUUAAUUAACAUAAAAAUGGGCAAGGGACAAGCAAAGUGAGCAGAGCAACAAGACACACGGUGGUCAUUCUGCAUCAGCAAGAUCUCACCCAUGCAGAUUUUUUGUUGCAGAUUGUUUCCACAUAUACUGUCCAAGCCCUUCCUCAGAAGAACACAAAUCCUGGCAAGGUUGAGGACCAGAAACUCACUGGUUAACCAUGGGAACUCAGUGCAGCAUAGGAGCUAUAUGUCAAGCUUACUUUGACCCACCACUGUCAGCUCAAUAUUGGCAGAAACAACUGGGAUCCGUGUACACCCAUAUACUGUCUGGAUAACUCAGAAGUGAACUCUAUCCAUUGCUCUAAGGUGGAAACUGAGCCAGAAGACUCGGCUACACAUGAAAGUCCACUGUGCAAAGUGUUAUUUUGGAUGCAACUCAUCACCCCUGCUUCCUGUAGUGAAUUAAGUUUCUAUAUCUAUAUAGGUAGCUGGAUAUAUAUAUGGAUUCUUUUUAAAGGACAUGUAAAGUAUUUUUGUGGUGCCAGUCUGUGUGCAUAGAGCACCUUACCCUGACCUCAACCGCAUCAUUUUCGCACCCCCAUUCGGAUCCUACGUCCUGCACCGUCGCUUUGUGUGUAACUGCAUUUAACUUUUCACCCGGCGGCCAUUUUCCCUGCACGGCGUUAUCGCUUCUGGCUUCCUCUUCUAAAUGCGCAUGUGCGCAUAGUCCCUUCUGCACAAAAACUUCAUAACGCAAGCUUCAGCUGUACUGAAGCAGAGAAGGGCGCAUGCUCCCCACGCCAAACGGCAAGGAGAAUUCUGAAGGGAGGGGGGAGAGGGAGCAAGCCAGCUGCCGAUAUGCAGACAGAUCAAGGGAACGGAGCAGCCGCUCUAUUAACUUCUCAGUGACCACAGAGGCAGGGGAACCAAGAUCACUUUUUCUUCUGAGACGGAAUGAAAGUCAAUGCAGAUAUGACGAGAUCUAUGCAUAUUAAAAGAUCCAGACCUCCCGACUGAUCAGAUUGUUCCAAACUGCUAUUUGCUGAAGCUGUGGGUCACCAACCGCCGAAGCCAUGAUCACUGUGACCGAACUCAGAUUUCUUGCAGAUGCUCAAACAUCUUAUCAUAUUUUAAAGCCAUGGUGGGAUGUCUUUUGGUAUUACAUCACCAUGGUUAUGUUAAUGAUUUCAGUGUUAGCAGGCGCACUGCAACUUACCCAGAGCAGAAUGCUGUGCCUUCCCUGUAAAGCUGAAGUAGACAAUCAGUGCGUACAUCCUCUGGAACCAGUCCAUCUACAUGUUAACUUAUCAGCUGCUUCUGCAGGUCAGGCAAUACCAUCCUUAGGCAUUGUAAAUGAUCUUCACCGCCAACAGUAUGCUUACAUUGAUGCCGUAUGUUAUGAAAAGCAGCUUCACUGGUUUGCCAAAUUCUUCCCCUACCUUGUGUUCCUGCAUUCAAUAGUCUUUGCAAUUUGCAGCAACUUCUGGCUUCACUAUCCAAGUACAAGUUCUAGAUUGGAGCAUUUUGUAGCAAUUCUAUAUAAAUGUUUUGAUUCCCCAUGGACAACAAGGGCUUUGUCAGAGGCAGUUGCUCAACAAACAAUGAAAAUACAGCGUAAAAGAUCCCAUCUUAUGACUUCUUCUGGUGCUGAAGAUGCAGAGGCUCGCAGGCAAUCUCUGCAGCCUGGAAUUGAGUCAUCAACAGUAGAAGAUGAUGCCUCAGGUGUCCUAGACAAAAAGGAAGGUGAACAAGCCAAGGCUUUAUUUGAGAGAGUGCGUAGGUUCAGGUUCCAUGUUGAACAAAAGGACAUUAUAUACAGAUUGUAUAUGAAGCAAAUUGUCGUGAAAGUAAUUGCACUAAUUGUGAUUAUUGCAUACGUGUCUUAUUAUUUGAUGAAUAUAACAUUUGAAAUUGACUGCAUUGUUGAUAUUGAAGCAUUCACAGGGUACAGAAGAUACCAAUGUGUUUACUCUCUUGCAGUCAUUUUCAAAGUCUUAGCUACGUUUUAUGUUCUUCUUGUGUUCUUGUAUGGUUACGCUUGCUUUUAUAGUCUGUGGUGGAUGCUUAGAAGUUCUCUCAAGCAAUAUUCCUUUGAAGCAGUGAGAGAAAAAAGCAAUUACAGCGACAUCCCAGAUGUAAAAAAUGACUUUGCCUUCAUGCUUCACUUAGCAGAUCAAUAUGAUCCCUUGUACGCCAAACGGUUUUCAAUAUUUUUGUCAGAAGUGAGCGAGAACAGAUUGAAACAAAUUAAUCUCAACAAUGAGUGGACUGUAGAAAUGCUGAAGAGUAAGUUACGGCGAAAUGCACAGGACAAAAUGGAACUUCAUAUGUUCAUGUUAAGUGGCUUGCCAGACAAUGUCUUUGAACUUAACGACAUUGAGGUACUGGUCUUGGAACUUAUACCAGAUGCCAAAUUGACUCCUAUGAUAACCCAAAUGGUAAACCUUAAGGAACUUCAUAUUUACCAUUCCACACUUACUGUAGAUUUGCAGGCACUAAGCUUUCUUUCAGAGAACCUUGAAAUCCUGCAUUUGAAAUUUACUACAACAGAAAAGAUCCCAACGUGGCUCUUUCUUUUGAAAAAGUUGAAGGAACUAUACUUAGCAGGAUCUCUUGAUAAUUACAGUUAUUUUUACAUUGAAGGCCUUCAGGACUUGAAAAACCUGAAAACCCUCUAUUUGAAGAGCAGCCUUCCCAGGAUCCCUCCUGUAGUCACAGAUUUGUUACCAUCACUGGAGAAGCUGUCCGUUAAUAACGAAGGACACAGACUGAUAGUCUUAAUCAGUUUGAAAAAACUGACAAACCUUUCUUGCCUGGAACUCAUCAACUGUGACUUAGAACGAAUUCCACACUCCAUUUUCAGUCUCCGAGAACUGCAGGAGAUUAAUUUUAGAGGAAAUAACUUUAAGACGAUUGAGGAAAUAAUUAGCUUUCAGCAUCUACAGAAGCUGACCUGUCUGAAGCUGUGGCACAAUUCUAUUGCUUACAUUCCAAUUCAGAUCGGAGUUCUAGCAAACCUAGAACAGCUCUACCUAAAUCACAAUAACAUUGAAAUAGUGCCACUUCAACUCUUCCUGUGUAACAAACUCCGGGUUCUGGACCUAAGCUAUAACAAUUUAUCCUUUAUCCCAGAGGAAAUCCAGCUGUUGAAGAACCUUCAGCAUUUUGCUGUGACGAAAAACAGUAUUGAAACACUGCCUGAUGGACUAUUUAAAUGCAGCAAACUUCAGUAUUUAUUACUGGGAAAAAACAGCCUGAUGAGCAUCUCUCCACAAGUUGGCGACCUGAUGAACCUCAUUAAGAUCGAGCUUAUUGGUAACCAAAUUGAAUCCCUUCCUCCUGAAAUGGAAUCAUGCCAGUCUCUUAAAGCAAACUGCAUCAUUGUGGAAACUCAUGUGUUGCGUACCCUUCCAUCACUUGCAAAGGAAAAUGCCAAACCCUCACAGAAAGAAAAGAUGCAAUGAAGGAUAUUUGCUCUCAUUAUUUAAGGGUACAGAGUGGCGAUCAAAUUGCAUUGUUGCUAAUGUUAUUUCCAUUUGGUUCUUGGACUUAUGGGGAUACAAACCCUGUAGAUAUAUUCACAUCAAGACAUAAUGGAUCAUUUUUGCAAAUGUGUAUAUUUCCAACAUUAUGGCAGAACUUGCUGCCCGUGUGUGUGUGAAUUUCAAGAAAUAAUUGUCAAGCCUUGAUAAAUACUAAAUAUCGAAGUGAAAAAAAUAACUGUUUAUUUUUACAGCUGUAAGAUAUUUGUAUUCUUCAUUUUGGUAGGUUUGAUGGUACGUUGUGAUUACAGAUUAGUCAAUGCCAUCAUGGUUUAAGUAUUUAUUUUUGCAAAUGUUUCUACCUGGUGUGCUACAGUACAACAAAAAGCCUGAUUGUCCCAUAAGUAUGGGAUUCUAUCAGGGACACAUUUGUUUACAGCUAUCCAAAAAAUAAUUAUAAUAAUGGCCAACAGUAUCUAAAAAAGAAACAUUGUAUGUAUUUAAUUUUUAAAAUUAAAAACUUUGUGUGUGGAACUUA
Xenopus laevis (African clawed frog) is the source of this 4093-nucleotide messenger RNA. It is a transcript of the gene lrrc8b.S, whose product is annotated as leucine rich repeat containing 8 VRAC subunit B S homeolog. The record is from RefSeq and is a predicted model, not a curated record. NCBI's taxonomy places the organism in Eukaryota, Metazoa, Chordata, Amphibia, Anura, Pipidae. The coding region runs from base 1147 to 3537 and encodes 796 amino acids. The transcript has 4 exons. Gene Ontology annotation, cellular component: cytoplasm; plasma membrane.